CGUCUUUGUAGUGGCGGAGAAUGGGCGUGAAAUCGUGGAGGAUGUCGCCGGAAGUUGCAGAGGACGACAUUGUUGGAUUGGGGGAAAGAGAUAAGAGAGUAAUGUGAAUGGCAUAGUUAAGGCUGAGAUGGAUUAUACCAAAUUCUUCGGUGAAUUAGUGUUUGAUUCAAAAAUCGAAAGGACUGCACAACGUUUGAGGAAAGAAGCUAGAGAGCGAAAGAUGGUUGAAAAAGAAAUUGAGUUACCGGAACCUGACUUAGCUAUCCAACUGGUUGAAAGUUCUAGUUCCAACGAGAGUGAAGAGGCCAAGGGAGUUGAAGAAGUUGUGAUACAUCCAAUGGAACAACAGAGAACUCUUAGGGAGUUAGCUGCUUCCGAUUUAAUUCAACAUCCUUUGUGUAUUAAUUUUCCUGCUAUAGCCGAUAAUACGGCAUUUGAGCUUAAAUUUGGACUAAUACAUUUAUAGCCGAUAAUACGGAAUUUGAGCUUAAAUUUGGACUAAUACGGCAGGGGAGGAACCACACAAGCACUUGCAGGAGUUCGAUGUGGUGUGUACGAGCAUGAAACCACCGGGAAUCACUGAUGAGCAGAUAAAACUCCGAGCUUUUCCAUUCUCCUUGAAAGAUGCAGCCAAGGAUUGGUUGUUCAACUUGCCCGCCGGGAGUGUGACCACCUAGAUGGAUAUGAAGCUCAAGUUACUUGAAAGGAGGAUAAUCGAUGUUUCCAGUGGAUGAGCUCUCAUGAACAAGACUCCGAGAGAAGCUUGGGAAUUUUUGAACGACAUGGCUAUGAACUCUCAACAAUUUGAGCCAAGGGAUGUCGUGGGAGUGAAAGAAGUUUCCGAUGUAAGUUCUCCUAUGCAACAACAAUUAAAUGAGUUAAUUGCUUUUGUGAGAAAACUUUGUUGUAGGGAAUGCUCAAGUGAAGCCAUGUGGGAUUUGUGUGAGUGUUGAACAUCCUACGGAUGCUUGUCCUACAUUGACACAAGAGGUGGAAAUGAAUGCUGAAGGAUUUGCACUAAGAAGAGCUUACGAUCCUUAUUCCAACACAUACAAUCCAGGAUGGCGAGACCACCCCAAUUUUCGAUAUGGGAAUCAUAAUCAGCAAUCCUUUGGACAACAGCAACAACUGGGAUUCCAACCACCUGUGCAGCAGCAACAACAAUGGACCAUGACCCAAGCUCCUUGUCAUGGUAACUCUUUGCAUGAUAUAGUGAAAUCAAUUGCCUCUGAUUUUUUGCAAUUUCAGCAAGAGACAAGAACUAGUAUAAAAAACUUGGAAGAUCAGAUGUCUCAAGUCGUGAAAGAGGUGCGUAAAAUGAAAAAAAGAGAGAGAGGCAAGCUACCAGCUCAAACUCGCAUGUACCCGAACAAUGUUAGUUCAAUGAUCUUACGAAGUGGUAAGGAGCUAGAAGGUCCGAACGUUGUUGCACAAAAAGAGAAAGCCGGAGAGGAGAUUGAGCAAGAAGCGAACAAGUCAACUGAUCAGGUGAAUUCUAAACCUCAUAUUCAAUCCACUUCUAAUAUUGCUCAAUUUCCUCACAGGUUAGCGAAACUGGCUAAAAGUGACAAGGAAAAGGAGAUCAUGAAGAUGUUUAAGAAAGUGAAGCUAAACAUUCCUUUGCUUGACACAAUUAAACAAGUCCCCCGUUAUGCGAAAUUUCUAAAGGAGUUGUGUACCAAGAAGAAGUUGAGAGGGGACGAAAAUGUGCUAGCUGGAAAGACUGUGUCCACUGUGCUGCAAAGAAAAUUGCCACAAAAAUGCGGAGAUCCAAAUGUCCUUGAUCAAAAUGUGAAGGAAGACUUUGAAGUUGAAGAAAGAAGGAAAUUGCAAUUGCAAGAGUUUGAGGAGAUUCAGAACAAAGCUUUCGAGAAUGCGAGGAUUUAUAAAGGAAAUAGUAAGAAAUUUCAUGAUCCAAAUAUUUUGAGAAAAGAUUAUAAGUUGAGAUUCAAAGUUUUAGCACGGAUAAAAGGUUUGUUGUGAAUAAACAUCGUCUUAAGCCUUACUAUGAAGGGUUUCAGAGCAAAGAAGUGAAGUGCGUAGCUCUUUUUUAGCAGUGUGAUUAGCUUAAGAAUCAUUGUGUCGAGCCAACGACGAUAAACAAAGGCGCUUCUUGGGAGGCAACCCAAGUGUUCUAAUUUUAUUUUGUAUCCUUUGAGUUUUGGUUGUGUUUGUGAGUCAGUCUCAUGCCUUCUUUUGGUGUUUUGAUGCAGAUAUAAUGUUCAUGGUGGGAUAAGCAUAAUGGACAAAGUUUUUAGACGUGGCCACACAUCCAGUGUGUUGUGAUUGAUGAGAGGAAGAAAUUUUUACAGAAAUCAGAACAUAAAACUUCUUUGGGCGUGAUCACGCUUAAUGAAGCUUUACAUUAUGAAAAAUAGCACAAAAAGAUGAUUUAUUUUAAAGAAUUAUUAUUAUUAUUAUUAUAUUUAUUAUUUAUUAUAUUUAUUAU
This is a messenger RNA of Andrographis paniculata, 2449 nucleotides long. RefSeq lists its product as uncharacterized. Bases 997 to 1983 code for a protein of 328 amino acids. The record is from RefSeq and is a predicted model, not a curated record. NCBI's taxonomy places the organism in Eukaryota, Viridiplantae, Streptophyta, Magnoliopsida, Lamiales, Acanthaceae. The transcript has 5 exons.